ACUUCAUGCUAGAAAAAAUUAUUUCUUUUUCCCUUUUUUUUUUGUUGCCUCUAAUUGUGUGUAAUAAUGUAAUUCCGUCAAAAUCUUGAACUUCGACUGGGCCGCCACAUCCUCGUCCCCCCGCCCUGACAGUCUCCGCCAUCGUCGUCGAUGAAGAGGAGAAACUCUCUUCCCUUCCACGACUUGGGCACCCCGAAGGGCUGGACCUCGGAGCGCGUCCCCUCGGGCGCCGCCGCCGCCGCCGCCGCCAGAGCCCACGUCAACCCCGCUUCGUCGCCUUCGUUCUCGCCCUUCAACAGCAACAGGACCUUGCCUUCCAAAUGGGAAGACGCCGAGCGGUGGAUUUGCAGCCCCGUCUCCGCCAAUAUCUCGCACCUCCCUACCCACCCCAACGUCCACCAGAGGCGGCCCAAGUCGAAGAGCGGGCCACUGGGCCAGUCCGGUUACUACCCCUGCUACUCCCCGGGCGUCGUCGACGGGUGGAGCGGGCGGAGCUUCGUCGUGGGGUCGCCGUUCUCCACGGGCGUGAUGGUGGCCGACGAAGGAGUGAUGGGCUGUGUCGGGUUGGGUCGUGGUGGUGUGCUGAGUGAGAAGGGUAAUGACGAUGGCAAUGUGGGCCGGUCUGCUAGCGGCCUUGGGUGGUCGGAGAUGGUGGAUGAGAAAUUCGAUUGUACCGAGAACAAUGGAAAUGGGGUUUCCCCCGCCGUCUCACGAAGGGACAUGGCGACUCAGAUGAGCCCAAAGAGUAGCCCCAGCUCGUCUCCGAAGAUCAGGCCUUCUAAUUGUCAAUCGCCUCCAUCCCAGAGCUUACGAUCUGAGAAGUUGGAAGUGCGGGACGUGGGGAUAGACAAGCAGGCAACCAUGAUUAGCUGGUCGAGGAGGCAUGCCGCAAGACUCUCUAGAAAGGGCGGGCAAGGGGUCGAGGACUCGAACAGAUUUGGCAAAGGAGAAGCUCAAGGAUCAUCUUGGGACACGGUAGAGACCACGAAGAACAUGUCCUGGUUGCAGAGGGAAGAAGCAAAGAUCACAGCCUGGGAAAAUCUACAGAAGGCAAAAGCAGAAGCGGCAAUAAAGAAACUAGAGAUGAAACUGGAAAGGAAGCGAUCCACAGGGAUGGACAGGAUAUUGAACAAACUGAGAACGGCUGAGGUAAGGGCUCAAGAAAUGAGAAGCUCGAUCUCGCUGCGCCAUCAGGAUUCCAAGGCUUCCCAGAAGAACAUACUCUUUCGCAGGCCUUUCUGGGUGAACUCCUUCAGGAAUUGCUUGCACUGCCACGAACUGUAGUUUCUACCAAAUCGGCUCAAUAUGAUACCUUGCGAAAGUUCUAUCUGAUUAAAGAUUGGACAUCCCCGACGAGGUGCGUUUCUUCCUCUUCUUCUGUUCAACUUCUCUGUCUUCGCAAAGCUUUAGGGCAUUCCUUUUGCCGAGACCAGCUAGCUGUAUGUGCUCUCAGAUUCUUUUUUUUGUAUGUUGUACGAGAUAAUGUAAUACUGUAUAUGAUACAUGUAAAGCAACGAGCAUUAAAAUAUCAUCACUCGUCGUAAUGUCAUUUUUCUGCUUUCUAUGAUGUUCA
This is a messenger RNA of Rhodamnia argentea, 1573 nucleotides long. RefSeq lists its product as uncharacterized. The record is from RefSeq and is a predicted model, not a curated record. Lineage: Eukaryota; Viridiplantae; Streptophyta; Magnoliopsida; Myrtales; Myrtaceae. The coding region runs from base 151 to 1284 and encodes 377 amino acids. The transcript is spliced from 4 exons.